AAAAAACUCUUUAGUCUAUUCCUUGCUUUUGGGAAAGUGUCGUGUGGCAUCAAUGUUGAUUUUUAGUGUAAAAUAAUUAAAAAAUAGCAUCAACUAUCAAUAAAACCGUGAUGUCAGAACAUGUGUUACCGGCCGAAGAGCCGAUAAGAUUCGUAGCGCCAGUAAUACAAGAUAAUCCAACAGGAUGGGGGCCUUGCGAAAUGCCGGAGCAAUUUCGGGACAUGCCUUACCAACCCUUUAGCAAAGGCGAUCGUUUAGGGAAAAUCAGUGAUUGGACCGUUGUACAGGACAAAAAAUACCAGAACAAAUACGCGUCCCAAUUCGGCGCUGGUUCGUCGUACGCGUACUUCCACGAUGAAGACGAGAGCACCUUCCACUUGGUGGACACGACGCGCGUGCAGAAGCCGCCGUACCAGCGCGGGCGCGCCCGUGGUCAGCGCGGCCGUGGCGCUCGCGGCGCUAGGACUCCUGGCGGCAUGACUACGCUGAACAAGCAACGUGACCGUAAACUAGGAAAGAGAUGGGGCCAGCGUGGUGCUCCCAUGAAGAUCCGAGAUGCUUCUGUGACUGUACGACCCACUUGGGUUACCAUUGAAGACAUGGACUUCCCACGUCUUGCGAAGUUGUCUUUGCCUGGCAUCAAGGAAGGGGAAGACAUUGUAUGCUGCGGCACCUUGGAAUACUAUGAUAAGGCUUAUGACCGUGUUAAUGUCAAGCAUGAGAAGCCACUGCAACGCAUUGAUCGUAUCUUCCAUACGGUGACAACUACUGACGACCCUGUCAUUCGAAGACUGAGUAAGACUACUGGCACCGUGUAUGCCACGGAUGCCAUCCUGGCCACUAUUAUGUGCUGCACUCGCUCCAACUACUCAUGGGACAUUGUCAUUGAGAAGAUUGGUGACAAGCUCUUCCUGGACAAGCGUGACAACACUGAGUUCGACUUGCUGACCGUGAACGAGACGUCUGUGGAGCCUCCGGCAGACGACGGCAAUUCCAUCAACUCUCCGCGCAACCUGGCGCUGGAAGCCACGUUCAUCAACCAUAACUUCAGCCAGCAGGUGCUGAAAUCUGGCACCGCAGAGCCCAAAUACAAAUUCCCGGAGUCCAACCCAUUCGUGUCGGAGGAGGAGGAGGGCGAGGUCGCCUCGGUGGGCUACCGCUACCGCAAGUGGAACCUCAAUAAUGGCGUGGUGCUAGUAGCGCGUUGCGAGCACGAUGCCGUGAUGCAAGGGCCUCAAGGCGAGACCCAGUUCCUGUCGAUCAAGGCGCUGAACGAAUGGGACUCAAAACUGGCCGUCGGCGUGGAGUGGCGCCAGAAACUCGACACGCAGCGCGGUGCAGUGCUGGCGAACGAGCUUAGGAACAACUCGUGCAAGCUGGCCAAGUGGACUGUGCAGGCCCUGCUAGCCGGCUCCGACCAGAUCAAGUUCGGCUACGUGUCCCGCGCGCAAGUGCGCGACAACUCGCGCCACGUGAUCCUGGGCACGCAGCAGUUCAAGCCGCACGAGUUCGCGGCGCAGAUCAACCUGUCCAUGGACAACGCCUGGGGCAUCCUGCGCUGCAUCAUCGACAUAUGCAUGAAGCAGAAGGACGGCAAAUACCUGAUCAUGAAGGACCCCAACAAGCCGCUGAUCCGUCUGUACGACAUCCCGGACAACACGUUCGAGUCGGACGCGUCCGAAGAGAGCGGGGACGAGCCCGCGGACACGCCCUUCGCGCCCCUCUACGCCUACGGGAACGCUAAGAGGAUUUAGACCCUACGCCCCGGUAACACGUACCAAUAUUGUAUCACGCGGUUACUACUGAAUUCGAACGAACGGAAACAUUCUAGAAUUUGAGCUUACGCCACGGGAAUACGUCUCAGUAUUGAGUAACACGAUUACUUCUGUUUUUUUUACGACAGCAACGUCUAAAGGAUUUAAAGCUUAAGCUCUGGUAACACGUGACAAUAUUUUAUAACACCUAUACAGCGCCGGGUGUAAUAUUUUCGUUAUAUUUCUAUGUAUUUUGUGUAGCGAGAAUUUUAAUACAGGUCGGUAUUUGGUAAAGUGUAGGCCUUUAAGUUUUCCAUAGUUGAAGAUAAUCAAUGUAUUGUAUAUUCAUAUUCAGCAGAAUACAAUUUUACUGUCACA
Molecule: messenger RNA, 2132 nt
Organism: Ostrinia furnacalis (Asian corn borer)
Lineage: Eukaryota; Metazoa; Arthropoda; Insecta; Lepidoptera; Crambidae
Gene: eIF3d1
Product: eukaryotic translation initiation factor 3 subunit d1
Exons: 10
Coding region: 111-1754 (547 amino acids)
Biological process (GO): translational initiation
Cellular component (GO): eukaryotic translation initiation factor 3 complex; cytoplasm
Molecular function (GO): translation initiation factor activity
Source: RefSeq, a predicted model, not a curated record